AUGGCCUACCUGUUUGAUGGAGCAUGUGACUUGAAUAUUGAUUUCCUUAAGGGCAAUUCCUUCCUUCCAAUACAAGGUAUAUGGUUAUCUAUGUGCGAUAAUUUGCUUCUCAAUCGGGAUCCAUAUGCACCCCCAGGGAAUUACUGCCCCAAAAACAAGUUGGUAAACGAUAUGAGUAGACCAAACAAAGGUGCACAGUUCUGUCCUGGCAACAGCCGUGGUGGCAGAGGUGGAGGACGGGGUCGUAGGAGCCACACAAGCAGAGAUCGCGGUGAUCAUGGGAACCCAAAUGAUAGAUUUCGCGAUGAAGGCAGAAAUUUCCAUAGACAAGAUAGUAGAGACAGCAAUCUAUAUGGAAAUGAUAGUCGAAGAGAUAGAGAUUAUGGUCCGGACUAUAGAACACGAGAUGGAGACAUGAAUUAUGGACAAAAUAGAAGACAAAGCCCAAAUAGAUACCGAAGACAUAGUCCAAAUAGAGACUAUAGACAUGAUAGAAGAGACAGCCCAAAUAGAGACUAUAGAUAUGAUGAUAACAGAGAUUAUAGACAAGACACAAGACAAAGUCCAAAUAGAGAUAGAAGACAUAGUCCAAAUAGAGACUAUAGAUAUGAUAGAAGAGACAGCCCAAAUAGAGACUAUAGAUAUGAUGAUAACAGAGAUUAUAGACAAGACACAAGACAGAUCCCAAAUGGAGAUCGAAGACAUAGUCCAAAUAGAGACUAUAUGCAUAAUAGAAGCAACAAACCAAAUACAGACUAUAGGCGAGAUAAUAGACAACAGCAACAACCAAUUUUUGAUGGAUAUUCUCUACCACCCAGUUACCAAAUGAUUCAUAAUCAGCCAUCAUUUCCACUGCCUCUUCCAGGACAGCCUCUACUGCCAAAUCCUGUACCACCUCUUAUGAGUUUUACUUCACCACCACCUCCUCUCUAUUAUGCUUUUCCUAAUAUGCCUAUACAUGAUACAAACCUGAUACGACUCGAUUCUACAUCAAAUCAGUCUUUAGCCUCGAAUUCGUCGAGGCAAAGCACUCCACCACAGUUUCCAAACAAAGGUUCAAAAGAUGGUUUUCAAGGAAGAGCUCGAGGACGAGGUCGUGGAAGAGGUCAAGGUCGUGGAAGAGGACAAGGUCGCGGAAGAGGCCAGGGUCGUGAUGCACGAAGAAGAGAGUCCAGUACUACAUCCAGUAAAGGUGACUGCGAACUUGAUUCAUUUGGUUCUGAUGUGUCUAGAGAACCCGAGAAAAUAGCGCCUAAGACUGAAAAGAAGGAAACGUUUCUUUUCUUUAUAUUCAAGGGAAAGUCUGACGAAUCUUUUGAUUAUGGAGCCUAUUUAAAAUCUAGAACUGGAAGUCUCACAUCUAUCGAGUAUGAUAUUCAAGCAAUUAUGAAAACUGGCAACAGCAAAGUUGUCUUAGGUUUGUUUCACUCUAAAGCCUCAGCUAAUAAAGUGAUAAAAUAUUUUAGGAAAACCAACAGCUCAUCCGAAAUUGAAGUUUUAUGUUACACUAGGGAUCUUUUACCACCCAUUUAUCAUGAUUUAGCCCAUGUUAAUUUGGAGAAAAAGAUAAAGAAGACUAAAAUUCAAGAAAAAGAAGCAUCUAAAGGACAGGAAUCAGCCCAAGCAACCAAAAAGAAAACGAAAAAGAAAAAGAAGGUAGAAUCUACACCUGAAAUACAUGAGACGACACUUUAUUUGAGUAUUGAUGAUGCAUUGAAGAGCCAAGAUGCUGUGGGUUUUAUCAGAGCGCGGAUGGGUACAGGAACUAUUUAUCCAUUUCAGUUGGUUUCCUCAGUAUUAAGUGAAGAUGGAUCCUCAACCAAUAUAGAAAUUAAGGUACAAAGUGAGGCCAUAGCAGACAUAGUAAUCAGACAGUUGGAAGAGAGCAACACAAACAGUCCAACCAAUGUGGUUUGUUCCUUGAUCCCAAUAUCAACAGAAUCCACCUCGAAAAGAGAAAUGAUACAGCAGGUUCUCUCUGGUAUCAAAACCAAAUCCAAACAACGUAUAGAACAUCAUGAACUUAAAAUCAAUGAUGCAAAUAACAGAUUAGAAGAAUUCGUCAUCAGCCCCAAUAUAUCCGUUAAAGAAUACAACAGAAAAGUAGCCGAACGAGACGCUAUCAAAGCAAAGUUGGAGGAACUGAAGUCACAAAAAUUGGAAUACCAAAACUAUUUCGAAAAGAUUACCGCUGACAUCAGCAAGUCUGAAAAUAUUGAGAAUUUUAAAGAAUAUAUUCAACAAUUGAGUAAACAGUUCAGUAUAGAAUGUUGCCGUCUUGAUACAGCUUUACCGAUCUAUGCUAGAAGAUCAGAUAUAUUAUCCUGUAUUGCCAACAACCAAGGUGAUUUUGUAGAAUCGCCAUCUCAAGAUGCUCUUAAUUCAGCUUUGAAGACUCUGGUUCAGUUGAAUGCCGUAAAAGAUGGAAAGAUAACAGACCAUGGUAACUGGCUGGCCAAGGUUCCCUUUGAACCAAGAUUGAGCUCAAUUGUCAAGAAAGGAUUUGAUAAAGGGUUUGUGUAUGAUGCUUUAGUUCUGGCGUCUUUGAUUAGUUCUGGUGGUUCACUUUUCUAUCGUGGUGGAUCUGAUAGUGAAAAGGACAAUAGCGAUUUGGUCAAAACACAAUUCUGUCAACAUCAAGGUGAUUGCUUUACGCUACUCGAAGUGUACAAAGUGUGGAUUGCUCAGACUGACGACAAGAGAAAUAAAUGGUGCUUUGACAAUUACGUUAAUAACAAAGUGAUACGAGGGGUCUUUGAAACCGUUUCAGAAAUAUCAGGUAUUUUGAAGAGAGAACUUGGAAUCGAAGUAAAGAAAGAAUUUUCACAAGACCAAGGCCUCGCAGAAAGUUUUCAAAAGAUCAUUCUGUUAGCUUUCACAGAAAACAUUGCUCACUUUACUGGUCAUCGAAAGGCUGGAUAUUUUGUACCAAGUCUAGAUCAGCAGGUCUUUAUUCACCCGUCUUCAUCACUCAAAGUUUUAAAUGAUUCUAGUGAGUGGGUGGUAUUUUGCAAUGUUUUAAGAACGUCAACUGAUUUUAUUACUACCGUCACACCAGUCAGAGAAGAAUGGAUACAAGGAAUGAUGAAACUACAUUUUGAUAUAGAAAACGUAAAAAGUAAACGAAUUUCGAUUGUCCACACAGAAUAUUUUGGAUCAAGCUCUUUUUCCAUGUUUGUUGGUCCACGAUUUACUAAAUUAAGAAAAUAUGAAGAGAUGUUGACACAGAUCUGUGGUUGUAUUGUGAUGAUUGAUGCUGAUCGAGAUAGAGGUGAAGUGAGAUUCUAUACUUCUUCAUUGAAUGAAACGGCCAAGCAGGUAAUUGCUAAAUGGAGACAUGAAGCUAUACAGCCCGUUUUAAUGAAGACAGAAGAAUUUCAGUUGGGUUCUAAGCGUACCAGGACUGGAGGAGUUCGAAUUGUUCUGGGAAAAGGAGGAGAGGGUACUUUGCUUCUGAUGCCCCUUGAUUACCGCUCUGUAUAUAUAACAAAGCCCAAUUGUAAAACUUCGUCGAAAGAAAAUAUCAAGGAGAAAUUUUCAAAAUUUGGAGAAAUUGUAGAUUGUUGGGAAUAUAAAAGACCGGAUGGUAGAUGGGGUUGUGUUACAUUUUCUUCAGAUGUAGCAGCUAGACUUGCUGUGAAGGAAACUGAAAACGAUAAUGUCGAUGUAGCAAUCCCAGAUAUCAAACAGUCAGAAAGACGAAUUACAGUGAAGAUCGACGUCAAUGAUGCUUCAACAGGUUUGAUCCUCCGUCGUUUGCCACCAAAUACCAAAGAAGCUGAAAUCAAAGAAAGUCUUUGUAAUAGUUUGAGUUUUAUAUCUGAAGAAGCAAAAGCCAAUAUUCAAAGGGUAUCUGUAGUGAGAGAAAAAGUACAAGCUACCAGUGUCGACGAUAUAGACAAUAUAAAAAGAGCAAUUUCUGUGUAUAUUUCGAACUAUGUUAAUGGACAAACUGGAUUUGUUGUAGAUGUUGUGAAACCGAAGAAGAACACAGACAUAAACUUUGUAGCUUAUGCUAAAUUUUAUUCAGCAGAAGAUGGUUAUCUGGCUUGUAGAGGUUUAAAUGGUGUUAUGAGAAUUAAUAAUCAACCAGUUACAAUGAUUCCAGAUGUAUCAUCUUCUAUCAACAUUUCACAACAAGUGUAUCGUAUCAUGAAAUCAUCUAUUGAUGAAGCUGUAGAGGCUCUUCAUAAGACUCUCGAUUUCAAAUUUCAUGAAAAAGAAUUGAACAACGGGCGAGUGAUUCUGAAUCUAUACAGCAAAUCCUCUUCAGACUUAGCUCAGACAAGAGCCAUAUUAGAUGGUAUUUUGAAAGGGGAGGUGAUUGAAUGCUGGAGAAAUGAGAAUUAUCGCCAUCUGUUCCUUAGACAUGGACGACAGUUUGUUCAAAAAGUUGAAGAAAAAACCCAAACAGUGAUCAUAAUGGAUGAAAGGACAAAUUCUAUUAGAAUUUUUGGACCCAUGGCCAAAUUUGCCACAGCUCAGAUGGAAUUACAAAACUACCGGAAUGAUAUAUUGAAUGGGGGUUGGAAAGAGAUAGACUUGAGGGGUCCAAGACGUCCACGGGGUUUGAUGAAAACUCUGAUCAAACAAUAUGGGUUAACCCUAGAAAACCUUGUAGAAGAUUCUGGUCUACAGUCAAUUCUUUUAAAUCAUAAAAGACAAACAGUGAAGAUCAUUGGUGAAUCUGGAGCCGUGGAGAAAGCCUGUCAACUAAUUGAUGGUCUGUCUGAUUCUCUUCUUGAAACUUUUCAUUAUGCUAAUAAUUCUGAAUCUGCUGCUGGUGAGCCAGGGGAUGAACUACCAGAAUGUUGUGCUUGUAUUUGUCCAAUUGACAGUUUGGCAGAACUUUACCGAUUAGAGAAUUGUUCCCAUGCUUAUUGUCUUGGCUGCUUUAAGCAACAAAUACAGGUUGCUAUACAGAGUAAGGAUCUUCCAAUUCUCUGCAGCGAAGAGUCCUGUCAAGAACCGUUUACUUGGGUUGAUUUCAAGCACAGUUUUACUAAAGUCCAGAUAGAUCCCCGGGCGUUGAUCAGAGCAGCUGUAACAAAAUUUAUGUUGAAAAGUGGAAGAGGUACAUAUCAUCAUUGUCUAACCCCGGAUUGUCCUGUUAUCUAUAAAACUAAUACAGAAAAUACCCAGUAUAUUUGUGAAGAGUGUGGUAUCAGGAUCUGUUCAUCCUGUCAUAUUGAAUACCACGAUGGUCUGUCAUGUGCUAUGUACAAAUCUCAAGAAAGGGACAAAGAAGAAAUCGAGGCGUAUUUAAGAAGCCAUGCUGAUACAAUAAAGCCUUGUCCUCAGUGUGAAUUCCCAAUCGAGAAAAAUCGUGGAUGUAACCAUAUAGUUUGUCAUGCAUGUAAAGUUGAUUUUUGCUGGCUUUGUACAGCCACAUUUGUUAGUGCUGAUGAAUGCUAUGAUCAUCUUCACCAAAAACAUGGUGGAAUUGCUGAUAUCGGCGAUAUUCUUUAUGACUAA
Lottia gigantea (owl limpet) is the source of this 5475-nucleotide messenger RNA. RefSeq lists its product as hypothetical. Gene Ontology annotation, cellular component: ubiquitin ligase complex; cytoplasm. NCBI's taxonomy places the organism in Eukaryota, Metazoa, Mollusca, Gastropoda, Lottiidae. Bases 1 to 5475 code for a protein of 1824 amino acids. The transcript is spliced from 7 exons. Gene Ontology annotation, biological process: ubiquitin-dependent protein catabolic process; protein polyubiquitination; positive regulation of proteasomal ubiquitin-dependent protein catabolic process. Gene Ontology annotation, molecular function: ubiquitin conjugating enzyme binding; nucleic acid binding; ubiquitin protein ligase activity. The record is from RefSeq and is a predicted model, not a curated record.